Brassicogethes aeneus is the source of this 543-nucleotide messenger RNA. The record is from the annotation of a GenBank genome assembly. Lineage: Eukaryota; Metazoa; Arthropoda; Insecta; Coleoptera; Nitidulidae.
AUGAUUGAUUUUGAUGUGUGCACAAAAACUGAUGAUAAUGAUGAAUUUUUUGAAGUGGAGUGUGACAAACCCGGUCCUUUAAAAGUUCAGCGUGCUCGUAAGACUUUCAUCACGCCUAGGUUAGUAGCUGCUUUAGACAGGUGCAAAAUAAGCGACAGAAAUUCAGUACACAUUUUGGUGGCAGUUGCAGAAGCUCACCGCGUUCAAGAUUUGGUUCUAAAUAAAUCUUCAAUUUAUCGAUGUCGACAGCGUUUACGCCCCGAGCGUGCUGCUGAGCUUAAAGGUAAGGUGUUAAAUUUAAAAGAGUCCGAACCAGGUAUUCUCGUUCAUUGGGAGGGAAAAUUACUUCCGGCAUUAAUUGGCAAAGAAAGAGUGUUCUGUUUGCCUGUUAUUGUUACCUGUAAUGGUACAGAGCAUCUCCUCGGUGUUCCACAACUUGAAUCCAGAAAAGGCGAUGAGAUGGCAUCUGCUGUAAAUCAACUUCUUGAAGAAUAUCAACUAAGUGAAAGCGUUGAAGCUCUUUGUUGCGAUACUACUCCAUAA